AUGGCAAAUUACAAUCGAACAGAUGCCUGCCUUUCUCUGGACGAUGAUGCGGAGAACAUCGAUGCCCGCGGGUGGGAAGUACAGACAUGCAUGGAAAUGACCACCCCAAUCUGCGCAAACGGCGAGACGGACAUGUUCAAACCACAGGCCUGGGAUCCUCUGGCCUUCGCCGAGCACUGUGAGACCGCCUACGGCGUUCGGCCUCGGAUGAGUUGGGCGGAUGUCAGCUUUUGGGGCAAAAACUUGCACUCACUGACCAAUGUUAUCUUCAGUAAUGGAGACUUGGACCCCUGGUCCGCAUUCGGUGUUCUCGAGGACAGUCGGGCUCCGAACGUGGAUAUUAUUCGUAUCGCCACUGGAGCCCACCAUCUGGACCUACGGGGUAGCCACCCCAACGAUACCGCCGAGGUGAAAUACGCCAGGGCUCUAGAGAAGGAUAUAAUUGAAAAGUGGAUCCGCGAAUGGCCUUCAGCUAGAAAAGGAGUACCCUUCUCAGAUCCCUGUGGUGGAUUUUGA
This is a messenger RNA of Dibothriocephalus latus, 516 nucleotides long. The record is from the annotation of a GenBank genome assembly. Lineage: Eukaryota; Metazoa; Platyhelminthes; Cestoda; Diphyllobothriidea; Diphyllobothriidae.